Molecule: messenger RNA, 833 nt
Organism: Chanos chanos (milkfish)
Lineage: Eukaryota; Metazoa; Chordata; Actinopteri; Gonorynchiformes; Chanidae
Product: HLA class II histocompatibility antigen, DP alpha 1 chain
Exons: 4
Coding region: 1-474 (157 amino acids)
Source: RefSeq, a predicted model, not a curated record
AUGAUGAGGCUUUACAUCUUUGUCCUUGCAAUUUUUAGUGCUGUCGUCUCCACGAAAGCUGAAGAACCACCUGUGAGCUCCAUCUACCCCAGAGAUUACGUGACACAUGGUGUGGGGAACACACUGAUUUGUCAUGUGACUGGAUUCUAUCCUCCUGCACUCACGGUAGAAUGGACAAAGAACAAUAAGAAGGUGACAGAGGGUAUGGCUCUUAGUCAGUUUAGACCCAACAGGGAUGGCAGCUAUAAUGUGUUCUCCACACUGAGCUUCACUCCAGAACAGGGGGACAUCUACACCUGUACAGUGAGGCAUCAGGGCCUGCAGCAACCUCUAACCAGAGAGUGGGACGCAGAUUCUGAGGUUACUGUGCCCAGUAUUGGUCCAUCUGUGUUCUGUGGAGUGGGUCUGACUGUAGGGCUGCUGGGAGUGGCAGUUGGAACAUUCUUCCUUGUCAAAGGCAACAACUGCAACUAACACUGCAGGCUUGCAUUUCCAGACUAUCGUAAUCACUGUCAAGUCCCAGCUACUGGAAAAUGUCAUGAAGUACUAUUUGAAUGACUGUGGCCAGCGACUGUUGGGAGAAAUAAACAAAAUCAUUUUUUCUUUUGAAAAUUCUCAAUCUGUCUAUGAGUACUCUAAUAAGCAUAAUACUUAUUAUUUGUGAAUUUCAAAGGAUUCAUUUUUGCUAUAUAAAUAUAAUUAUGCUUGACAAUUGUGAAUGUCAUGAUUUUAUUGAGUAGAAAUAUGUUUUCUUUGCAAAUAUAGUGCUAUAAUCACUUGUUUUUAAGAUGAUCCAUUCAGCAAUUCCUUUUAAUAAAUAUUCAGUGUCUGAA